Molecule: messenger RNA, 879 nt
Organism: Zingiber officinale
Lineage: Eukaryota; Viridiplantae; Streptophyta; Magnoliopsida; Zingiberales; Zingiberaceae
Exons: 2
Coding region: 1-879 (292 amino acids)
Molecular function (GO): protein binding
Source: RefSeq, a predicted model, not a curated record
AUGGAGAAGGACGAACGGACAGCGGCGGAGUGCCCGACGUUCGAUUCGAUGGAGGAUCUCCAACUGCCGGAGCCACCGUCCAAUGGCGGCGCGGCCGAGCUGAUUGAUGUACUGGCCGCGCCUUUACCCGGUACCAAGCGGCAGUGGAAGCUUUCAGCUCCCGGAUAUCAUGCCAAGCCCCGUGUUUUCCACCAUAGACUGCCUUCCAAGACUCGUCAGAUUGCUGCCAAACUUGACUCUCGCGGUGACGACGGGCCGGGCACCCUCCCUCCUCUGCUUCCGACUCUACCCGACGACGGAGUUCUCCUCUCUGUCGACGAUAGCCUCGACUCGCUCGUGCUGGGAGUAAUUAAGGUCCGGCGUGAUCCGAAGCUGUGGCAGGGUGCAAGGCGGGUUCGAUCAAACUGGGUUUUGAAAGCGGAUGAAGGCAUGGAAGACGUAGAUUUCAAAACUGGUGGCGGAGAGGAUGCUGCAAAUGAUGGGUUUACGGAAGGGUCUGAUAGCCCGUCUCGCAGGAGGAGCAGGGGAAGGGUUAGGGUUUCGGAUAGUAGGGGCACUGGUCUUGUUGCGGAAGGGGAAUCCCCUUCAGAUAUGGAUGGGGUAGAAUGGAUUGACCCGAACGGGUUUUGCCGUUCUGAAGAGGAUGGUGGAGUGCGGUCAUGGCUCAAGGAACUCGGACUGAGUAGGUAUGCCCCUGUUUUUGAGAUACAUGAAGUGGAUGACGAGGUGCUGCCAUUGCUGACUCUGGACGAUCUGAAAGAUGAGAUCCCCAUCUCUCAGAUCAGCGGGGGCUCCUCGUGGAUGCGUGUGGCUUCCCGGUGGGAGCGUCCAGGAAGUGAGGGCGAGAAGUGGAAGGACUGCCCCCAUCCCCACUCGUAG